Lasiosphaeria miniovina is the source of this 934-nucleotide messenger RNA. RefSeq lists its product as uncharacterized. The coding region runs from base 235 to 720 and encodes 161 amino acids. The transcript is spliced from 2 exons. The record is from RefSeq and is a predicted model, not a curated record. Lineage: Eukaryota; Fungi; Ascomycota; Sordariomycetes; Sordariales; Lasiosphaeriaceae.
UUGAUUGCCACCAAGCCGGCUUACAAGAGCCAUCGUUCCAUCCUUUUUGUCUCUGGCGUUUUAUCAGCCAUGCCGUCCAGUCUACGUCGUCCAUGACAUCUCCCAUCCCCUUUCUUUGGCAUACCUCGAGUCUUGCCGCGUGGAGAGUCCUUCUCAUGUGCUUAAGCACCCAACACACCCGACGAGUUCCUAGACACAUCUACCCAUCGUCUCAGAUGCCUCGUAUCGUCCAAGAUGAGGGCUAAUAGCGCUCCCACUUCACGUCUCAGCAUUGCUCUUUUGUUUUUCUCCCUGCAGGCGCUAGGACGUACAGCAGCUCCGCAUGGCCUCCCUUCCGACGUAGCUUCCCGGGUGCCGGACUGCGGGUUAGGCUGUCUCCAGCAGCUCAUCAACUCCGCCACGGCCAAUGCCUCCUCUGCAUGCCUGGAAGCUGGCACGGAUGCUGCGUGUCUCUGCGAGAAGGACAUUAGCCAGUACGGCUCUGUCCUGAGCUGUGUGCAGGCCAACUGCACCAUUGAGGACGCCAUUGGUUCGCGCCAUCUCGCAUGCCCCUUUCUCUUACACUCUCUCUCCCAACGAGGAAAUCACCUUGGCUGCAAAGGAAGACAGACUGACAGGGACAAGACACCGCUCGUGGGGCGUGGGAGGCCUGCGGAAAGCCCCAACGCUCUCGCAAGGCCGAUCUCCUCGUGCCGCUGUCUAUCGAAGUGCCGGCCCUGAUCUGCAUCCUUCUCCGGCUGUACUCGCGGUGGUGGUCGACUAAGCACUUCGAGGCCGACGACUACAUCAUGAUGGUUGUAGCGGUGUUCUAUACCGUAUUUGAGGGGCUAGGGUUCUCAUGUACGGUACACUUCUCAAGCCAAGAGAUAUACUUCUAGAAACUAAUGCACAUUCGCAAACGCCAGCGGCCCAACUGGCUUUUGGAGUCGAUGUC